This is a messenger RNA of Selaginella moellendorffii, 1945 nucleotides long. Its product is annotated as L-gulonolactone oxidase 3. The transcript is spliced from 2 exons. The record is from RefSeq and is a predicted model, not a curated record. NCBI's taxonomy places the organism in Eukaryota, Viridiplantae, Streptophyta, Lycopodiopsida, Selaginellales, Selaginellaceae. Gene Ontology annotation, molecular function: D-arabinono-1,4-lactone oxidase activity; FAD binding. Gene Ontology annotation, cellular component: membrane. Bases 87 to 1841 code for a protein of 584 amino acids.
UUGACAAGUCAAGGUGGCAAAAAUUGACUUUGAUAGAAAAUGAUACAUAAAUCUUUGAGAGCUUUCACCAACAAAUACUCGAGAUCAUGAAGUUUGUCUUCCUCGCCCUCCUCUUUUCUCUCAACUUGCAUCUUGUAAGAUCUCUAGUAGAAUGCAAUGCGAGUGGCUGCGAGCUCAAGAACUAUCUCAGAGGUCCAUGGCCAGAUCGCAGGCCUUGCAAGAUCACCAAGGCGUUCUUCCCGACCAACGAGGCCGAGCUCCUCGACGCUGUGGCCUACGCAGUAAAGAGCAAGCAGAAGAUCAAAGUGGUAAGCAGGGAGGCACAUACCAUGACCAAAUUCGCAUGUCCAAACUCCGGAUCCGACACAGGGGGAGUUGUCAUCAGCACCGCUAGCUUCAACUCCAACUCGAGCAUCGUUGUCGACAAAAGCUCUAUGACGGUCUCCACGCCCCCUGGAAUCAUGCUUGGCGAGCUUAUCGAUCUCCUGGCGAUGCAAGGCGUGACUUUGCACCAGACCAUCGCCUGGAACGGCGUGUCGCCAGCGGGCAUGGUGAGCACGGGGGGCCAUGGCAGCAGCCUUUGGGGUCGCGGGGGAGGAACUUACGAGUACCUCGUGUCCAUGAGAAUCGUCGUUCCGGCCUCCAAGAACGAAGGCUUUGCUAAAGUUGUCACGGUCGCGGAGGGGAGUGAUCUGUUCCACGCCGCCAGGAUCUCGCUGGGAGUUCUUGGAGCUGUUUCCCAGCUGACGUUCUCCGUACAGCCCAUGACGAAGAGGUCUGUGACGCUGUCGGUGGCGGACGAUGCGUCUCUGGAAGAGGACUUCUUGACAUUGGCUCAGGAGCACGAGUUCGCGGAAGUAUCGUGGUUCAGCUCGCAGAAGAAAUUUGUGUCGAGGAUCGAUGACAAAGCGCCACUCUCGGUGCCAGGAAAUGGCGCUGAGACUACAGCUCUGUUUCUUACCGUCCAGGCUGCUGCUGCCAGGAGUUCAAGACUGAGCCAAGAAGCAGCUGAAGCGAUUGGGAAUUCAACCUUCUUCUGCUCCGUUGCUAAGAACACCGUGAACACCGUUACUUCCACGGGUGGCGGAUUUUUCAAUGAUGAGCAGCAGCAACAUUUCUCGGGAUUCCCUGUGGUCGGAUACUUCCACAAGUUUCAAGCUCGAGGAGGCUGCCAGUACACCUACAGCAACUCCACCAAUUUGGCUCUUCCGGAGUCUGAGAGGCUCGUCUGCGGCUGGGACUUCCGUGCUUAUGGCCAAUUCUGGUUCCACGUCUCUAUAGCUAUCUCCAUCAGCGAUGUUGGCAACUUUAUCCGAGACGUGAAGCAGUUGAGAGACUUGUCGCCAGAACGUCUCUGUCUGCUUGACACUUCCAUGACAUUAUUCAUUAGAUACUUGAAAGCUUCUCAGGCUUACCUUGGACCGAAGACUGACGCAGCAGAGAUUGAGUUCAUGACGUUCCGAGACAGGAGGCCAGGGGAACCACAGACGUACGAGGACGUUGCUGAGGAGAUAGAGCAGCUUUUACUGUUUAAGUAUAACGGGAAGCCACACUUCGGGAAGAACAGGCCGCAUGCAUUCCGGGACAUUGGAAGGAAGACGAAGAAUUUGUCUAAGUUUCUUUCGGCUAGGAGGAAGUUGGAUCCACAAGGAUGGUUUUCAAGUGAUUGGUCUGACUCAGUGCUGGGAAUCCGAGGAAGUCCGGUGACAGCAAAGGAUGGAUGUGCUUUGGAAGGACUGUGUGUUUGCAGCGAAGCCAGGCACUGUGCUCCAGACAAAGGAUAUUUUUGCAGACCAGGACUUGUUUAUCGCGAGGCAAGAGUCUGUAGCAAUAGAAGUUAAGAUGCAUCAUUUCUCCUUGUUUGUUGUUCAGGUCUGAGAUGUGCUCAGUAAUUGUUUUAGUGUAAGGAAUAUACUUAAAAUAUCAGAUUAUAUUUUUUAAAGAA